Molecule: messenger RNA, 1953 nt
Organism: Psylliodes chrysocephalus
Lineage: Eukaryota; Metazoa; Arthropoda; Insecta; Coleoptera; Chrysomelidae
Source: the annotation of a GenBank genome assembly
AAUCAAGUUGGUAAUAUAAGCAUUAUGUACCGUGCUAUAAGGUCGUUUUUUGAAUAUAAAUAUAAUUACAUGUAGUGUUUUUAAAAACUCAACGUUCAUUUUUGAUUUUUGGUUGCAACAUUUGCCAGAGUUUCGUUGCUGUGCUAUAUUGGACAUAAAAUUAUUGAAAAUAACAAGAAUGGCUUCUUUAAACAUUGAUUCACUUACCUCAGCUUUAGAAGGAACACGUGUUAGUGACAGCGGGGUUAGUUUUGCAGGAAAAUCAUUAAAAUUAAAUACUGAAGAUGAUGCAAAACAAGUAACUAACGAAAUUGAUAAUUGUUCGAAUCUGCAGUUUUUAAAUCUUGAAGGCAACACUUUAGGUGUUGAUGCUUCCAAAGAAAUUGCUAAAUCCUUAGAGAAGCAUCCUGAGUUCAAAAGAGCAUUAUGGAAAGAUAUGUUUACAGGCAGAAUGAAAUCGGAAAUCCCACAAGCUCUGCAAUAUUUAGGUAACGGUCUUGUAGCUGCAGGUGCAAAGUUAACUGAAUUAGAUCUUAGUGACAAUGCCUUUGGUCCCAUUGGCGUUGAAGGGCUAGCUUCUCUGCUUAGGAGUUCCUCUUGUUAUCAACUCGAAGAAUUGCGCCUAAAUAAUAAUGGUUUGGGUAUUACAGGUGGUAAAUUACUGGCUUCAGCCUUAACUGAUUGCUAUAAAUGUAGUAAAGAAAAGGGAAAGCCCUUGGCAUUGAGAGUUUUUAUUGCUGGACGAAAUCGACUUGAGAAUGAUGGUGCUAAGGCUCUUGCAGCUGUUUUCAAGAUGAUUGGAACAUUAGAAGAAAUAGCCAUGCCACAAAACGGUAUUUACCAUCCAGGGAUAUCAGCCUUAUCAGAAGCUUUUAUUGCCAAUGAAAAUCUUCAAAUUCUUAAUCUCAAUGACAACACUAUUGGUCCAAAAGGAGCCGAAGCAAUUGCGUCAGCCAUCGUCAACAAUCAACACUUGAAAGAAAUCAACUUUGGUGACUGCUUGCUGAAAACCAAAGGAACUUUAUUGUUGGCAGACGCUCUGAAAGAUACUCAUCUGAAUCUAGAAGAACUGAAUUUAGGUUUCAAUGAGAUGAAGAAAGAUGGCGGUUUAGAGAUAGUAGAUGCAAUGGCAAAUAAGAGUAAAUUAAAAAAUUUGAUACUCGAUGGAAAUCAAUUUGGAGAGGAAGGAAAAGAACUGAUAAAGAAAAAGUUAAAAGAGAUAGGAAAGUUUAAUGUCUUGGGAAGCCUCGACGAAAACGAAUCUGAGGAAUCUGAGGAUGAAGAAGAUGGCGAAGGUGUGGAAGAAGAGGAAGACGACGAUGAAGUAACUGAAGAGGGUGGCAGCGAAAAUGAUGAAUUCGAUGUUAAACAUUCAGACGAGGAAGUCUUUGCCGCUCCUUCACCAUUAAAAGUACAGUUUGGCGUCAAAGAGUUUCUGGAGACGCCUAGUGCUAAUAAUUACUUAGCUUUAGGACCAAAUAGGAUAGAAAUUAUAGUGAAAGAAGCAAAGAGUGGUGAUGAUAUUUCUGUAGAUGAGUACACAAGGACAAUAAUGAAAGUAUCAGCUUUGAGUAACAACACAAAACCUGAGGUAGCUGAAUCAUCAUUAGAGUGUGCUGAAAGAUUGUACAAAGAAUUGUUUAGUUGGGCACAAAAAUCAAACCAGCUGUCCAUAAUUAACAAUGCCAUUCUAGUCAAUCUAGGAUUGAUUAAGAGUGAAGAUAAAAAAUUCAAGCCCACUUGGAACUUGGAUGGUUGCCUAAACGUAUUGCGAUCGAUUGCUGGCAAAAAUUACAUUCCAGAAAGUACAAAAGACACCGUCAGAGUAUUUUUGAAGAGGGAUAUCGAAAACAAUAAGGAAUUUUUAACGGUUAAAAAAGACAUUCUGUCGACUUUAUCUAAGUGAAAUUGCUCUUUGUUUAAUUAAUUAUAUUUAUAAUUUUAUAAUUAGAC